UUGUGAGCUGCGAUAAUCUUAGCCCCAAAUCUCCCCUUCCUCUUGCGCCAUCACAAGGAGCAAUCAAAUUUCUUGUUCAGUCACAAGGAGAAGAGGAGAACAUAACCAGAGAACAGCUCCGAAGUACCAAAGGAACUUUCAGCACCCAGAUGCCAAGGAUGGAAAAGUUAGGCAAAGUGCUUGACUUCUGCGUCAAUCACUCGAAGUUGCUGGGCUAUGGUGCCGUGUCUCUGCUGACUGCUGGAAGUGAGCGUAUUUUUUCGGUGGUGGUAUUCAGAUGCCCGUGCAACAGCUGGAAUCUGCUUUAUGGCUCUGUCUUCCUGCUGGUGCCAGCCCUUAUUCUGUUUCUGCUUGGCUUUCUGCUCAGUACCCGCUUCUGGAAGGUGUUCACUGGAUGCUGUGCCGGAGGCAAGGUGUGCGGGUGCUUUCGUAGGGGUUACAUCUGGCGCUACCUGCAAGUGCUGGGGAUAGUGAUUGCCGGUGCUACUGUAGCUCCCUUCACAUGGAUUGCUGUGGCUCUGCUGGGAGGCAGCUUCUACGAGUGUGCUGCUAGUGGCAACUCCAUAGUUCAGGGAUACAUGUGUAAAAGCCAUGAGAGCAAGUGCUUUGAGGAUGUGCUUCAAGCGCCCUGUGAUGGUGAUGACACUUCUUCCCCAGAGAUGAAAAACAUGCUCAUGACACUCAAGGCCCAGUCUCAGGUGAUGGGGUGGAUUUUGAUCUCCUUUGUCAUCAUAUUGGCUCUCCUUUCUACCUGUAUCUCCCGCUGCCGUUCUCCAGUGAGUGUUCUUCACCUUGCAUUCUGGAAAAUGUACCUGGAGAAGGAGAGAAAGCUUUUUGAGGACAAAGCCCAGGAACAUGCAACCAAGCUGGCAGAGAGGAAUCUAAACUGCUUCUUUCAUGAUACGGAGCCAGAAUCCUUUCAAACUCCAAGCAUCAAAGCCUGGGAGGGCAUUUCCUCCUUGUUUGCCUUUAACCCUGAAAAGCAAUACUACAGUAUGAUACACAAAUAUGUCAGCAGCAAAAGCAAGAGUGGCAGCAUCAAAUCCAACGAGGGGGACACAUUCCACGUUUGUCUUGGGUUUGUGGAUGGAAACGCUGAAACAGGAAUGUUAUAAUGAAAUGUUUUCACACUUCAACCUCCAUUGUAAAAGCAUCUCUGUUGCAGCAGAGAAAAUGUGACUUUGCAAUAGUGCUAAUGUGGCUUUUAAUGAAAUCCAAUCAUUGAAGCUUUCAUUUUAAAGGAAUGAUUUAUUCCUAAGACCAUGCAGAUUGCUGUGGCCUUCCUGGGAGGCAGCUGCUAUGCCUAUGCUGCUUGCAGGAGCUCCAUAUUAAGAGAUAUGUACAUGUGGAAAGGCAAAGGGAGAGAAUGUGUCAAAUACCCUGGGAAUGAUGGCACUCCUUCCUCAGAGAUGGGAGAUUUGCCAGUGAGCCUCCAGGCAUAGCAUCUUGCAGCUUGUAUUACUUACUUGUAAAAAGCCUUUCGAUAGGGCGGUAUACAAAUGUAAUAAAUACAAACCUGGGAAAACUGUGCCAGAUCCUCCAUGGGCAAAGUGAAGGGACCCACCAGGGAUGGCCUCAUGUUACUGUGCUGCCCUGUGUUGUCAGCUAUGGGGGAAGGUGAGGCAGAUCUGCACACUCCUUACCAGCCUCAAAGGGCUCUUAGCCAGAUCCUCUUUUUCAUCCCAAUUCAAUACGGCAAUCAAAUGGAAGCAGGGAACUGGUAUACAGUUGUCAAAAUUCCUUAUUAUGGUGUGAAGAGGGAGUAGAGGAAGGGCCAUUACAUGUCCUGGGGCUUAUCUACAACACAGAAAGACACAUUCUGUGCUUCUACAGGCUCUUUCACAAGGUAGGCCAGAUAAUCAAGUAUGAGGAGUGGGACGGGGCAGACUUUGCUUGCAACCUGUACAGCACACAACAAAGUUAGCCAUGACUAAGUCCCACUGAAAUUAUUGGCUGGCAUAGUGUACAACACUCUGUCAAGCUUUUAACAGAGUGUUUGCACAAUUGCCCCAGA
Messenger RNA from Hemicordylus capensis (graceful crag lizard), 2014 nucleotides. RefSeq names its product calcium homeostasis modulator protein 6-like. NCBI's taxonomy places the organism in Eukaryota, Metazoa, Chordata, Lepidosauria, Squamata, Cordylidae. Bases 150 to 1115 code for a protein of 321 amino acids. The record is from RefSeq and is a predicted model, not a curated record. The transcript is spliced from 2 exons. Gene Ontology annotation, molecular function: monoatomic cation channel activity.